CCACCUUCGCCAAGAUCACAUGCGGCUGUACAAGGAUAUAUGAACAACCUUACCCACAAACACGCGGUCCAUAAGUGGAUAAGCUUUCAAGCACCGUCCACCAUGUCGGAAGGUGUCAACUUCCCAUGCCUCACGCACACAGCUUUUCCGCCAACUACUGCAAAAUGGGGAACACGGAGGAGCUUGACCUCGUAGUCAUUGGCGCCGGCUCCUAUGGCCUCGCAGCCGCAAAAACAUUCCUGGAGGUGAACCCUUCGGCCAGCAUCGCCAUCCUAGACUCCGAGGAGACGAUUGGAGGAGUAUGGGCGGAGCGGAAGCUGUAUCCCGGUCUGAAGACCAAUAAUAUGCUCGGGACCUACGAGUUUAGUGAUUUGCCUAUGGACACUGCGACGUAUGGUAUUAAGGCUGGGGAGCACAUCAGCGGUGAAGUGGUUCAUCGUUACCUCAAGGACUAUGCGCGGAAAUUCGGCAUCUACUCUAAGAUCCGGUUUCAGACUAAGGUUCUUUCUGCUGAGCAGGCUGGCGGCGAGGGGUGGUUACUCACUGUUACGAAGGGAUUUAGUGAUAAGGAUGCCCUGAAGACGAGCGAGGUGCUGGCGAAGAAGCUUAUUGUAGCCACGGGCGUGACUUCGGAUCCGUUUCUGCCUAGGUUUAGUGGUUCAGAAUCGUUUGGGGCUCCUCUGUUCCAUACUGGCGAUUUCAAGGAGCAUGCGGGGACGCUGGAAUCAGCGAAGACUGUUGCGGUUUUCGGUGGCACAAAGUCGGCUUGGGAUGCUGUCUAUGCCUAUGCAACGAGGGGGGUCAAAGUCGAGUGGAUUAUACGUGAAUCCGGCCACGGCCCGACUUGGAUGGCUCCACCAUAUGUGACACCCUUGAAGAGAUGGCUAGAGAAACUCGUACACACUCGCUUCAUCACCUGGCUCAGCCCCUGCAUCUGGGGUAACUUCGACGGCUACUCUCGCGUCCGAUCUUUCCUCCACGGCACCGCAAUAGGACGCACUCUCGUGAACACCUUCUGGGGCAUCCUAGGCAACGACGUGAAGACGCUGAACAAAUACAGUUCGCACCCCGAGCUAGCAAAACUCGAGCCCUGGAACGACGCAUUCUUCGUCGGCGCCUCAGGUAUCUCAAUCCUCAAUUACGACACUGAUUUCUUUGAACUCGUACGCAACGGCACAGUGUCCGUCCACAUCGCUGAUAUCGAGGGGUUGGCUCCUAAAACGGUCUUACUUACUAAAGGCGAAAGACUGAAAGUCGACGCUAUGGUCUGCGCAACAGGGUGGAAACACCGCGUGGCUCUCGAUUUCCUCCCAAAAGAUCUCGAUCUCGGACUUCCCCACCACACCACCUCCGCACCCAACGCGCACACCAAACAAGCCAACGAAGAAAUCCUCUCCCGCUUCCCCAGACUCAAGCAGCGCCCUGCUGCACGCCCGAAAUACGUCCCCCUGACAGAGAACAAGGGAAUCAGCGACGAAGACCUCGCGCCCCCUGAGGAGACAUUCGAGCCCUUCCAGCACUACCGCUUCAUGGUUCCUCCGUCGACGAUUCGCGAUCGGAACAUCGCAUUCACUGGAUUCCAGCUGACUAUCAGUACCACGAUUAUGGCGCAGGCGCAGGCGCUGUGGAUCGCGGCGUACUUCUCGGACAAGGCUGGUGCGGUUGCCAUUCCUGCUGAUGAGGAGGAGGUCAGGUAUGAGGCGGUGCUGCAUAAUCGGUUUGGGCGAUGGAGGUAUCCGGAGGGGUUUGGGGUUAUUCCGGAUUUUGCGUUUGAUGCGGUGCCGUAUUUGGAUAUGCUGUUGACUGAUCUGGGGUUGGAUUGUCAUAGGAAGAGGGGGUUGUUGAGGGAUAUGUUUAGUCCGUAUGGGCCGGAGGAUUAUAAGGGUCUUGUGGGGGAGUGGGUGUCGAGGGUGAAGAGGUAGAGCAAUUUAGAUAGAUGGCGGAACCCAGGGAGUAUGUGAAGCAAUAUACGAAACGUUGAGUGCAUCAACUCGCGUUGUAGUCCCAAUGAAGCAUGAAGUCUGUAUCCAGGCUACCUUAUUACACGAUCCAAAUGUCAAAU
Pseudogymnoascus verrucosus is the source of this 2062-nucleotide messenger RNA. RefSeq lists its product as uncharacterized. Lineage: Eukaryota; Fungi; Ascomycota; Leotiomycetes; Thelebolales; Thelebolaceae. The record is from RefSeq and is a predicted model, not a curated record. Bases 126 to 1922 code for a protein of 598 amino acids. The transcript has 3 exons.